GAGCGGAAGUGUGCCUGUAAAUCUUUCGGAGUAGUUUCCUGUCUUGGGUGGUGGCUACAAAGUUUCUUACGCGACUUUAUUCCUGUGCGUGGGAAUGAUAGUACCGAUAAAAUAGUUUUAUACUUUACAGUUGUGCUUAUUUUAGUCGACAUCGUUAAUUUGACUCGAAUAAUUUCGCGCUAAGCGAGAGUAAUAAUCUGAAGACUCAAUGCAGGCCAUCAAGUGUGUGGUCGUCGGGGACGGGGCUGUGGGUAAGACAUGCCUGUUGAUCAGCUACACUACCAAUGCGUUCCCCGGAGAAUAUAUCCCUACAGUAUUUGAUAAUUAUUCUGCAAAUGUGAUGGUGGAUGGGAAACCAGUAAAUCUGGGUCUCUGGGAUACAGCAGGACAGGAGGAUUACGACAGACUUCGUCCCCUGUCUUACCCUCAGACAGAUGUGUUUCUCAUUUGCUUCUCACUUGUGAGUCCUGCCUCUUUUGAGAAUGUUCGUGCAAAGUGGUAUCCAGAAGUGAGACAUCACUGUCCAAACACUCCCAUCAUACUGGUGGGCACAAAGCUUGAUCUGAGAGAUGAUAAGGAUACUAUUGAGAAACUGAAAGAGAAGAAACUCACUCCCAUCACCUAUCCCCAGGGCCUGGCCAUGGCCAAAGAGAUCGGUGCUGUUAAGUAUCUGGAGUGCUCAGCGCUCACUCAGCGUGGUCUGAAGACAGUUUUUGAUGAGGCUAUCCGGGCUGUGCUGUGUCCUCCACCAGUGAAGAAGAGGAAGAGGAAAUGUUCCCUGCUCUAGAGUUAGAACUAAACAAUGCUGUGAUCCAAACUGUAUUUUCGGGGGAGACAUUAACUGCUCCUCCAUUGUAACUACCAAUACAACUUUACACCUUCAUCAAUAUUUUUGAUAGAUGUAGUAAAAUGUAUUCCCAACCCAUCUAUCAUAGGCAAAUACACUGUCAGACUACUUGUGGACCGAUUUUAACACUAAGAAGAAUGUUAACAAUG
Molecule: messenger RNA, 996 nt
Organism: Misgurnus anguillicaudatus (oriental weatherfish)
Lineage: Eukaryota; Metazoa; Chordata; Actinopteri; Cypriniformes; Cobitidae
Source: RefSeq, a predicted model, not a curated record